This is a messenger RNA of Guillardia theta CCMP2712, 762 nucleotides long. RefSeq lists its product as hypothetical. The transcript is spliced from 7 exons. NCBI's taxonomy places the organism in Eukaryota, Cryptophyceae, Pyrenomonadales, Geminigeraceae. The record is from RefSeq and is a predicted model, not a curated record. The coding region runs from base 1 to 762 and encodes 253 amino acids.
AUGCAGCAGAUGCAGGAAAGGACGAUCGCAGAUGAGAGGGAUUGGCAAACCGUGAGCUGCGGGGGGCUACACACUUGCGCUAUCCGUCGCACCAACGAGCUCCCUGUCCUCUGCUUCGGCCGAGGAGCAGAGGGGCAGAAGCAACCUCCUGUCGCAACAGGAUGGUCCAAGAUCUCGAGCGGAUGGAAGUUCACUUGCGGGAUUCUUCUUAGUAGCAGGCUGUACUGCUGGGGAGACAACAGCUGGAAAAAGCAUGCGUGCGGCAUCGCUCUGCCCGACAAGUCGCUGCGAUGCUGGGGAGAGAACAAGAACGGGAAGACGCAGGCGCCAGCAGGAAGCGGUUACGUGAGUGUCUGCAGCGCUACUGAGCAUUCUUGUGCGGUGGACGGGAAAGGGAAGUUGACUUGCUGGGGUCUUGAUGGCCACGACAGAACCAAAGUCGUACAUGGGGGAGCCAACGUACGAGGGCAGGCCACUGUUCCCCAGCGGCAAGAACAGGUUCCCAUCCUCGGGAAUGCGACGGCUGAGCAGCUGGACGGCUCCUACGACCCGACGACGUUCGCCAUGAUCAACUGCAGCAACGGCAAGUGCAUGAGGACGAGACCUUACCACUGGCUGUCCUUUUCCGUCGGGUACCAUCACGCGUGCGGCAUCUUCCUCCGCGAUCCUGCCGAGCGGAUCUGCGGGGCCUCGACGUCUCCUGGGAAGAACGCCUUGUGCUGGGGUGACUACGCGUACGACCAGGCAAGUGCUGAGAGCUGA